AUGGGCAAGAACAAGACGUUGGAAGUCAAGAAUUUCAAGAAGACGGAGCGAGCGGCUGUGGCAAGUGGAAAGGAAAUCAAGCGCAACAAGAACGUUUUAAAGCGAAAGGAGUCGAGUCAAGUUGAAAAAGCACAACUUGCGGAGACGCAAAGUCAACUUGCUGCGAAUCAACGUUUGAUGCAGCAGCAACCCCUACCGGUUGCGCAUCAGCGCGAUCCGGAACGAAGAGUGGAAGGAUUGUCCAUGCCGUCGUAUCAUGGAAAUCUUAAUGAAAGUAUUGGAUUGUAUAUCCACCGUGUUCGAACGUUCUUUACGGCGAAGAGCCUGGUCUAUGCGAACGACUCUGAAAUCGAGACGCGCUGCCUUGCGAUGGUUGUGGCAAACCUCAAAGGGCAAGCGGCGGCUUGGUAUCAAGAGUUGGCUUCCCGUGAAGGAGGCAGUAAAAUCACAACAUUUGUAGAGUUCGAAGAAGCACUCCGUGAAGAGUUUGAACCUGAUGACCUACAAGAGCGGUUGCGCGAUAAGCUCUUUGGGUUGCAUCAGAGAACCUGCAAGGACAUUAUGAUGUAUGUCGAGCAGUUCCGUCGCUUGUGCACGGAUAUCAAGCAAAUGUCCGAGUUGGACAAAGUGACGUUCUUUAUCGGCGGUCUGAAGUUGAAGACUCGCGAGGAAGAUAAGUAUCGGCAAUGCAAGACUCUGACUGCAGCGAUGAAAGUGGCAUUGGAGUACGAAAGAGCACACGCAGAGUCUUUGGGCAUAAGUGUUCAAGGGAAGCGGAACCGUUGGAGUCGUUUCGAGGAAGAACACAGCAGAUCGUUACCGAAACGACGCGAAUUACAGGAGUCUAUCGACAUGGAGGUCGACAACUUGAACGUGCGAGAAACGUCUAAGAGGAAGGACCGUAGUAAAAUUCGUUGCUACAACUGCCAGAAGCUGGGGCACUACUCAUCCGAGUGCCAGAAGCCCAAAACGAUGAUCUCAAGUCAGGAGCCACACACUCGUCAAGUGAACUUGGAAUUCCACGAGGAAUCGACGACUAAUGACGAUUUGGAAAAUAUCUCCCUUGGAAAUUUUAAGACUGCAGACGGCAAAGCACAGGCUGAGGCUCAGUGCAAAACGAUCCGAGCAGCGGAUCAACGGUUCAUGAUAAAGCCAGGAGUAAUGAAUGGCAAUGCCGUGAAUGUCAUGAUCGACAGUGGCGCAACUACCUCACUCUGCCGCGUUGGCAUGGGGUCAUGUGUUGUGCGUGAGAAGACCGUUCGAAUUGCGGGGUAUGACAAUGUGGUCUCGGACCCGACCCGAACGCGCGAAGUUAAAUAG
Messenger RNA from Aphanomyces invadans, 1320 nucleotides. RefSeq lists its product as hypothetical. Lineage: Eukaryota; Oomycota; Saprolegniomycetes; Saprolegniales; Verrucalvaceae. The coding region runs from base 1 to 1320 and encodes 439 amino acids. The transcript has 2 exons. The record is from RefSeq and is a predicted model, not a curated record. Gene Ontology annotation, molecular function: zinc ion binding; nucleic acid binding.